AUGGCUUCCUCAAAGUGUGUUAGCAUGGAGGCUGCGGAUCCUGCGCCAGCCAUCGAUCACCGUGUGCCAAAACGUUUUGUCCCUACCGACUUAUCUGGUCAACCAAUUCCUCAGAGCAAGCGCUGGCUUUAUUCAACUGCCGCAGUCGCCAACAGCAAAUUUAGUUCUACCGGGGCCAGUGCUAUACUUAUCGCUGGGUUCAUAUCUUUCAACUCGUCAUCUAUUGGUCACACAUUCUACGAAUACCUCGACCGGACCUACGGAGUGUAUAACGUGAACAUCUGGGGGACAUUCAUCAUUACCUCACUCUUCUUUUGGAUCUGCUGCGCCGUCUUUGCUAUUCCCGACCUGACUGGAUGGCCUAGAUGGCUGUUUAAAUAUAAAACCCAGCCAUUCGUUCAAAUAAAUCGACAUGCAUACUCUCGCAUAGCGAUUGUAUCCUUCCGGAAUCAGUUCGUUGUGGCUCUGCCCAUGAUAAUAAUGAUAACACAUACGACUGCGCCGAUGCCUGUGGCUCCAACCGCAUUACCUUCGCCGCUGCAAACUCUUGGUACGAUAUUUUUCGAUAUCGCCUGUACUGAGGUCGGCUUUUAUUACAUUCACCGUUCAUUCCACUCUAAAUUACUAUACCCAAUUUUCCACAAGCAACACCACGAAUUCACGGCUCCUGUUGGCCUGGCCUCGACAUAUUGCACAAUAACGGAGCAUGUAUUUUCUAACCUUCUGCCAAACUCCCUCGGGACUUUACUCGUUUCGCAUCACUGGUCCCAGGCAGUUUUCACUUUUCUCUUUCUCGAGUUCGGCACAAUCUGCACGCACUCAGGGUACAACAUCCCUUGGUUUCCAUCUAAUUUACAGCACGAUUUCCACCAUUUCGCUUUCGAUGAAAACUUCGGUCCUACUGGGAUUUUAGAUGCGAUCCACCGCACGAAUAAGAAAUUCAAAAAGACAAUGCAAGAAGCCAAAUUCCGAACUGGAGGGGAUGAUGAGAAAGCGAGAAAACUUGUUCUUGAAAAACUUGCGAGGAUCGACAGUGUGGAUUCAGCUGAGCGAUAA
Molecule: messenger RNA, 1056 nt
Organism: Penicillium cinerascens
Lineage: Eukaryota; Fungi; Ascomycota; Eurotiomycetes; Eurotiales; Aspergillaceae
Product: sterol desaturase family protein
Exons: 1
Coding region: 1-1056 (351 amino acids)
Biological process (GO): sterol biosynthetic process
Molecular function (GO): C-4 methylsterol oxidase activity; iron ion binding
Source: RefSeq, a predicted model, not a curated record